AAUGAGAAGUGCGCCCGGAACUGUGGAAGUGAGUGAGGCGUGCUAGCUGUACGGAGUGUAUUUCGUGUUGCCUCUCUAAUUGGGUGUGGUGACGGCAAGAGAGAAGUGUUUAUUUCGGUAUGUCUUAAUACUGUAUACGGACGGAGAUGCCGGGCCUUUCAGAAAAGGAGAAGGUGGGCUGUGCAGAGAUUCUACAGUCGAUGGAAGUGGCCGAUCUACUGGCCCUGAAGGACACUGUUACAAGCCGCAUGGUGGAAGUGGAGAACGUGCAAGAAGCGAUACAAGCCAUUCUGAGUUACAGCAGUAAUGCCGAAGAGCUACUGAAACGCAAGAAGGUGCACAGGGACCUCAUCUUCAUGUACCUAGCGAGGCAGGGCUGUGUUGUGCCACCCAGCUCUGAGAAGCAUCAGCUCAUCUCGAAGACUUUGGAGCACUGGGCCUCACACAGGGUCGUCAUGCAGGAAGCUGAGGGAUCAGUUCAGCAUAAAUCAAGACAAUUUACAAAUUCCAACAGCAACCAGGAAAUCUCGCAUAGCAUUGAUUACCAAAGUUUGGGUGAGCAGUUUUGCCAAUGGUUUUACAAGCUGCUUAAUUCCCAAAAUCCCCUUCUAGGACAGCCAGAACAAGAGUGGGGCCCUCAGCACUUCUGGGAUGAUGCAAAGCUGAAGUUUUGUUACACCGUAGCAGAACAGAAAUUGGAGGAGUACACAGGGGCUGAACUGGUCAGCUUGCGCCUAAAAGCACUUGUAAGGGAUGAACAGCUCUUUCUGCACCCAAACCUUGAUCGAACUGGAAUGAAAUGUGUGUCUUCUCCUCAUGGAUUGGUAGUGGUGGCUGUAGCAGGAACAAUUCACCGGAACAGUGUGUGUCUGGGAAUUUUUGAACAAGUGUUUGGCCUUAUUCGUGCACCACAUGGAAACAAUAAUUGGAAAGUAAAGUUUGUAAAUUUAAAUAUUCGAGGCCAAGAUGUUAUCGAAGAGGGACGUACUUCACGAAUGCUUCCUGUUCUUACAUACAAUAACCAAGAGCUGCAACGCUUUUAUAGUUGAACAUUAUCGUAUGUAAAAUUUCAGUUUAUGAAAGUACAGUCAAACAUGUUUAACCAAUUAUUACAAUUUACAUUAAAAAAUUGCUUUGCCCUCUACUGGUUUGAGGUUAGUGAGCACAGACUAGUUAAAAAAAAACAAAAAAAAACACUAUAAUAUACUGUAAUGCAUUUUCUUAUUUUGCAGUUUUAGCCAUGCAAGGGUGAGAGUAAGUCUUUUAUAAGGUUGCUGUUCAGGUAUUCAGUUAAAAUUUCAGAUACUGCAUUGUGAAGUUAUGUUCAUUCUUUAGGUUUUACACUUUCAAUCAAGCCCCAGUCCCAAAAUUCUUUUUUUUUAUAUGUAAUUUAAUUUUACCAAGUUUCCACCAGAGGUGUUGAAGUUUGCUUUUAUUGUCAAGUAAUGAAUUUCAAGUCAAGCUGAAGUUGCCAAAAAAAAAAAUAAAUUUUUAAUAAGGACUGUCUUCUAGUUCAGUGGUUUCCAACCUGGGGUCCACAAGGAUAUGUUAUGGGUUCCAUGACAAAAUGGGG
This is a messenger RNA of Polypterus senegalus (gray bichir), 1573 nucleotides long. It is a transcript of the gene c2h3orf38, whose product is annotated as chromosome 2 C3orf38 homolog. NCBI's taxonomy places the organism in Eukaryota, Metazoa, Chordata, Cladistia, Polypteriformes, Polypteridae. Bases 147 to 1049 code for a protein of 300 amino acids. The record is from RefSeq and is a predicted model, not a curated record. The transcript is spliced from 3 exons.